Molecule: messenger RNA, 1793 nt
Organism: Cherax quadricarinatus
Lineage: Eukaryota; Metazoa; Arthropoda; Malacostraca; Decapoda; Parastacidae
Source: RefSeq, a predicted model, not a curated record
GUUACCUGAUUACCGCUGGGUUUCCUGGGAGGCGGAGGAUGGCUCUCCCAAGGAAGAUCUCUCACUCUUGCUCUGCGGGCGUGCUGCCCACGUUUACCCACCUCAGGGUGGGAAGGGAUGGAAUGGUGAUGGUGCCGGCACCCACCCGCCCUCCUGCAGCCCACCAUGGCCACGUCCACAUCCCACAUGGAUCACAGCUACUGAGGGUGUGGGUAGAGGUGCGGGGAGCAGGACUGUAUGCGUACCCACACAGGGCAGCCUCCCUACCAUCUCUGGUGGUGCCCCAGCUCGACCUCUGUGACGUCACGGUCUCCCGGGAGGACACAAGCCCAGCCUACCGUGUUUCCCUCUCUCUUAGGGGUAGUGAACAAGCGAGUGUGUACUUGAGCAGCGAGGAGGAGGCAAACAUGUGGGCCACUAAACUACGGGUUACAGCAGUCAGAAGAUCCUUGCAGCUGGAGGGCCUCAAUCUGGAGUGUGGCGCUGCAGAUUACCCAUUCCCUGGGACUGAAGGGGACGCAUGUGGGGACCUUUCUUCCUGCUCCUGCACCCCCUUGCAUGAGGAUGAGGUGGAGGAGGAUGAUGAUGAGGAAGAGCUUGCUAGGAAAGCUCUAAACACCGUAUUCGGCUUCCUCCACCCAUGUUAUUGCGAGCAGGACUACCCCGGCAGCGGAGACUCCUGUGAAGCAGAGAGUCAGGGGGAGGAGGACGAAGAGGGCGAAGGAGGGCAUUGUGGGCCGCUGCUGCUGGAGACUUCUGCGGAUAGUGUCGUCAAUCAUGGUGUGCGCCUCCGUCAUCCCCGUCGCCUCUGCCAAGAGAGUACCAGAGACGACGCCUCCAGGAGGGAGCUCCUCCAACAAAUGUUGACCACAAAGUCACUCCUGGAGAAGAAGCAGAAAAAUCGGCGAUCAGGGGCUGGAGCGUGGAUGGUGACAGCUGGGGAGGUAGCUAACGAGUACGACAGAGCUCAACAUGAAGCACAACAGUCAGCCCUGAGGAAGGUGGUCAUUCUACGUCAACGCAAAAACUCCACGGCCAUAAAGAUGGCGACGUUGGAGAGGCAGCAGUCUUCGAAGAAGAAGAGGGAAGCGGACGUGACAGUGCAGCUGGAGGCGCUGAGGACGAGGCUUUCAUCCCUGGACACCCAGCUGAAGGAGAGCGAGCAGGACACUGAAAGGAUGCUGCAGGACCUCGAGCACAGGCGCAACCAGGAGCUGCACCUCAUCCAGGAUCUAGGCUGCGUGGAUGAGGACCUCGGGAAUGUGACCAGCUGUGGCAGUGAGGACACCAACCUCCUCAAGGGUUCUCGUGGAGGAUCACUCAAAGGUUCUUCUCAUGGAGGUUCGCUCAAGAGCUCUCAUGGCAGCACACUCAUGGGCUCCCUCCCCUCCAUCGUCGUCUCCUCCGGCGAAAGAAAAUCGCCAGAAAAAAUCUUUGGGAUCAAGGUGGGAGGAUUUGAAGGUCGACUGAAGGGGCGUAACCCACUACAUUUCCUGGAUCUGAAGCUUCGGGUGUCCCGACGCCACAAGAGUAGUGAAUGUCUGACCACAGCCGCCACUCACACCCCAGACAUGUCUCUCAGCAGCACGCCAGCCAACGUGUCCAGCAGUGACAACAGCAGCGACGAGGAGCUUUACCAUCACAAGCAGCAGCAGCAGCAGCACCAGCAUCACGAUGGACCUCCAGUGAUAAGGUCGGAGAUCAGCAAGGAGGCUCUGCAGGAGAUUGAGGCCUUUAAAGAGCUGAUUCAACGCUACUUCUCCACACAUCCUCGCCACGACAGCAUCACACCC